GAUUGGAAUAAGGUUUAGAAUAAUCGUGAAUGUGUUAAUAUUUGAGCAGAGAAAGAGAACUAUUUUCUAUGGUUGUUCGUCCGAAGAACGAGACGAGUAUCACAGAACAAUGAGGAGGGAGCUUUUCGAUUUGAUUGCUUUCUCCAAUGGCUACAUUCGGAUCAUCUUUGGGCUUGCCUUUCUGAGCUCUUCUUCAAUUUCUCAACUGGCUGCUUCCAUUCAUCAAUACCAAAACGAAUCCUUCAUCCAUCGUUCCAAUUCCUUCUUCUUCCAUGGCGGUAGUGAAGGUCUUUAUGCUUCUAAUUUCCACCCUCCUUCCUCCAAUUUCACCGAUUAUGCAGACAAAUCACUCCAUGGAAUGACCUUCAUCAGGUUUGAAUCGAUUACAUUUAGACGAACCAAAGAAUCUGCUCAACAAAAGAAUGAGAUGCAGCAAAAAACUGGGUUAAUUGAAGCUAUUAUUGUGGAAGUCAAAGACAGGAAAAAAAUUGGAGGGGCAUUUCUGAAUUCUGAUCUCAUAUGCUGCACCCAGAAGCUUGCUAAUAAUGGAUCUUGCAAGUUAGGAGAGGUUAUUAUUAAGCAGGAUUCAUAUGACCCUAAUGGACCAAGGAGAAUUCAAACUUUCUUUGAAGGGAUUAGUGAAGAAGCUAAUAUGGAGCCUAUUACAAUUGAACUCAAUAAAACUGGAAUGUAUUAUCUGUAUUUUAUGUUUUGUGAUCCACAACUCCAAGGUACAUUGAUCAGUGGAAGAACAGUUUGGAGAAACCCAGAUGGUUAUUUACCAGGAAAGAUGGCUCCAAUGGUAACAUUCUUUGGCUUUAUGUCUUUGUCUCACCUUAUUCUUGGUCUUGUCUGGUUUCUCUGGUUUGUAAGAUAUUGGAAGGAUGUAAUGCAAUUGCACUACCAUAUCACUUGUGUGAUAGGUUUAGGAAUGUGUGAAAUGGCCCUUUGGUAUUUUGAGUAUUCAAAUUUUAAUUCCUCUGGAAGUCGACCGAUGGGAAUAACCCUUUUGGCAGUUACGUUCAGUGCUAUUAAGAAGACUGUUUCUAGGCUGCUUCUUUUAGUUGUUUCAAUGGAAUAUGGGGUCGUGAGACCGAUCCUCGGCGGUAUAACCACGAGAGUUAUCCUUCUGGGUGUUGCAUACUUCUUGGCUUCUGAAGCACUUGAGGUUGUUGAGCAUUUGGGAAAUGUUAAUGACUUAUCUGGAAAAACAAGGUUCUUUCUGGUGUUGCCAGUUGCUGUAUUGGAUGCUUGCUUUAUCCUUUGGAUCUUUUCCUCUCUAUCAAAAACCCUGGAGAAGCUUCAGGUUAGAAAAAGCUUGGCCAAACUCGAGCUUUAUCGGAAGUUUACCAACUGCCUUGCCGUUUCGGUGUUGCUCUCUAUAGCUUGGAUUGGAUAUGAGUUUUAUUUCAAUGCAACCGACCCGUUAAGCGAGCUGUGGCGUAGAGCUUGGAUUAUUCCAGCCUUCUGGAUUUUGCAUUCUUUUGUUCUCUUGGUGAUUAUAUGUGUUCUUUGGGCUCCUUCUCAUAAUCCAGUAACCAGAUUCGCAUACUCGGAGGACACUGGGGAUGACGUCGACGAGGACGUCGUGGCUCUCACUGGAGCCGGAAUUAAGAUAGCUCCAGAUUUAUCCAACAAGCUUGAAAGGAAGGAAAGAAAGGCACCAUCUACUACUGCAGAUCUGCCUGUGUUUGGACAUGGAGGAGAUCUUGAGGAAGAUAAAAGAUUGUGAUGCUCUCUCUCUUUGUACAUUUUGUUUCAUUUCUCUUACUAAGCUGCUUAAAAUGGGAGCUGAAUGUCUCAGUUUCUGUUCUUCAAAGUUGUACAAUUACAUCCACCAUGGAGGGUAGUGAUGAAGAAAAUGAAGGUUUAUAACUCUCACAUCAACUAACUUCCAUUGGUGACUUGAGCAAAGCCUUGAAAAUAUUAUACAUUUUGUAGCUUCAAAGCUUUGAUAGAAUGGAAAUGGAAGAUGAAAGAAGCUGGUUGAUUUGAAAGUUGAUGAUCUUUUUCGGUUACUGUUUGUGAAAUGUAAACAAAUAUUGUAAUUUCUUGCUCUCAUACUCUACAAUGAUAUACAAAUAUAGACUUUUAAGUUUGA
Messenger RNA from Cucurbita pepo subsp. pepo (vegetable marrow), 2101 nucleotides. RefSeq lists its product as uncharacterized. Gene Ontology annotation, biological process: transport. NCBI's taxonomy places the organism in Eukaryota, Viridiplantae, Streptophyta, Magnoliopsida, Cucurbitales, Cucurbitaceae. Gene Ontology annotation, cellular component: membrane; Golgi apparatus. The record is from RefSeq and is a predicted model, not a curated record.